Molecule: messenger RNA, 1247 nt
Organism: Sorghum bicolor (sorghum)
Lineage: Eukaryota; Viridiplantae; Streptophyta; Magnoliopsida; Poales; Poaceae
Exons: 4
Coding region: 271-585 (104 amino acids)
Source: RefSeq, a predicted model, not a curated record
GCAACAUAUACGUACGUAGGCUAGUCACGGUUCGAUCCCUGGGUAACCGUGGUUCAUGCGGGUCAGGCAUGGCAUGGAUCAGGUUCGAUCCGUGAACCUGUCCUGCAGCAGAUGGAGCAGAGGUUCAGGGAUUGGAGCGCACCGAACCGCCCCCCUUGCAGGUAUAACUCUACCGGCACCAGGAGUCCUUGUUGACAGCGUGCGUGUCCUGACCCUGCCUGGCUUCCCAUCGGCGUCGUCUUGUCCAUUGCCUACAUCUUCCCUUCAACCAUGAGUGUCCAUGAGGUGGCUGAAGAUCCACUCGAGCAUGGCAGCAAGUGUUUGAAUGUACAGGUACGCCGAAGGACACAACACCAGUUCACCUCUGAACAUAUACAAGGUUGGCUUGGUGGUCUUGGUGAAUAUUGGUGUCAUAUAUGGACAACUUCUUUUCCUCUCUGCAAAACUGUGGCAUUUCGCAUGUCAGAUUAUCUUAUGCUAGGCCUUCCUUCUGCUGUUAUUUUUGUAACAUUUAUUUUCCAGUUUUGGCACAUUACUAUGAAGCUUUCUAGGUUUCAUGAAAUGUUUUGUGUAGUCUUUUCAUGAUGUACUCUGCCUAGAAAAAAUAUGAAACCUAGAAAACGAAUAAUUUUUGCUUGUUUUAAAAUUAUCUCUUUUAAUUAAUAAUGCAACUUUUAUGAUUUUUUGUAGGCCAAAAUAAAUAUUGAAAAAUUAUGAAAAUUGAUUUAUAGAUGUUUUAUGAUGAUAUCAACCUGUACAAAAUGUUUAAAUAAAACUAUCUCAAACAACAAAACGGAGUACACCAUUAGAAAGAGCUCGACGAGGUGAUUAAAUUGAUAUAUUUGGCGCUACGAAAAAAAAUAUAUCAAUUUCAUAAAUUUAAAAAGAAGUGCUGACAUCAUCACCAUAAACGGUGCCAUGCAUGGCCUACCAGAGGCGGCCAUGUGGCAGAACAGUGACAUGCAGCCGGUGUUAUUCUCGUAUUUGCAUGUUCAUGGAUCAAAGUGGCACGGAUCGACAAGUUCAGUGGGCACUUUUUCGCAUUUGCAAGUUCAUGGACCAAAGUGGCACGGGGCGACAAGUUAAAGGGCCGCCAGUGUAUUUUACUCUUUCAUUUAUGUAUAUCAAAUAAACAAUUGAUCUUAUCUAGAAAACUGGGAGGCUUUCUUGUAUAUAAUUUCAUGAAGUUGUGGGACGGCGAAAGAUUACCAUCGAUUAACAUUGUAAGCAUAUAUAGUCUCUAGCUA